CUGACACACUACGCAUAGCCAUCACGACUGUCUGUGUGUGUGUGCAGGCAGAAGGAAAAGCAGGACACAAGGCAAGUUCAGCAACUUUACCAACAAGCAAGGCAGUCUAGCACGCGCAUGCGUAGUCAGCAGAGCCCUGCUGCUGCCUCGCUUCAUCGGUAGGGAGGAAGAAAGAAAGAAGCAGGAAUAAAAGUAGUCAUCAUCGUUUGGUUGGACCAAGGAGCUGUGCAUGUGCCCUGCAGUGCUCCCGAGACUCAUUUCUAGUCUGGUCGCGUGUUGCAAGAUCAUGUAACCAAGAAAAAGCAAGGCCGCGCGAAAAUCUUAUUUCUCCCUCUCUGUGACACUUGCCAUUUUGUUUUGUGUGCUGUGUGGCCGUGAAUUUCACUAACAAAGUUGCACUGGGUUGGGGAAAUAAGAAGUGUUGUUUGAUUUCGUCACGUGGAUCGAUAAUUGGGACCACACAUUGGUGGCAUCGUUGUUUUCUAGUUGUUAGGCGUGGGAAUCGUAGUGCCGUUUUAUCGUGUUGAAGAAUGUGGCUAACGAAUGUCUUUUCCGUGUUGUUCAUUCUCACCGUGUUCUUUAGCAGCCAUAACGUGAGCGCCGAAAGGAAAACCCGACCGGAUUCGUCCAACACGAUUGCAGACGAAAGUGCAGACGACGAACAGAAGUCGGAUGUGUUGACCAAUGAACUGCUACUUCCUGAUGUCGGCAGUAGGGGUAAUCGAUCGGAGGAAGCCAGCGGCGAUCAGGAUUUGUAUCAGACGUCAGUCGAUCGUUUUAACAUCAGUGAUGGUGCCAGCAAUGCCACACAACAAGAAAUUGAUUGGGCCGCUGUUUGGCCGUACUUUAACACUGGCUGCCUGGAAUGGCUGCCCAUCAAUCACGUCUAUUUCCAGCUAGCCAACAGUUUCCUCUUCCUUUCAUACCUGGCGCCGCCUGGACUCUACGGACUCAUCUACCUGCGCUUAAUGUUGGCCAUUGGCUCGGCCUUUUUCGCCAUCUGGGGUUGGGUCAUUCUCUGCGCCUUCGACACAUUUGUGUGGAACGCCUUUUUCUUCCUCAUCAACGUCGUGCACGUUAUUUACCUCCUGUUCUCCAUGCGACCAGUCAGAUUCGACAAACAAGUUGAAGAGGUAUACAAAAACAUCUUCCAGCCAUUAAAAGUAUCGAAACAACAAUUCAAGAAAGUUGUCAACUGCAUGAAAUCCAUCCGGCCAUUGAAAAGGGGAGAACAUUUCGCAUUUGAAAAGCAAACACGAGUUGAAACACUUUCUCUCUUGCUCUCCGGCAGCAUGUUGGUGAUUGAAAACGGACGGACACUCCACGUUCUUCAUCCAAUGCAAUUUCUCGACUCUCCCGAAUGGUUCGGUGUUUCGUCAGACGAUUUCUUCCAAGUGAGCAUCCGAGCUUGUGAGGAAUCACGCGUCCUAUUAUGGCACCGCGAUAAGCUGAAAUUGAUCCUGCUGACUGAUCCUUUCCUGCAAGCCGUUUUCGAUCACAUUCUCGGACGAGAUGUUGUUCGCAAGCUAACCCAGAUGAAGGAAAAGAUUACGAGUCCAGGCAGCGGAGCAGGAAGUCCAUUCCGGUCCAGUAACCUUGUCAAUAACGGAUCUUUUAUCGAAAACGAAAAGUCGUUGACUCUUCCAGCCAACACGAAAAGUUCGGUGCAUGAGCAUGGACUGAAAGGUGUAGUGGCGGCGGAGCAACUCUCGCUUUUAGAUGAAAAUGUUACUGGCAAAAAGAUGAGAAACAAAAGCGGGACGUCAACGUCUCCGGUACUGGGCGCUCGCAAGUUUAAUUCUUCAGCUGGAAGCCCGACCAGUCCGACCGGUCGUUACGACUACUCCAUUGUGCAGCAUCUAGACAGCACGGAUAUUUAAUAAGUUCUCCUGGCUUUACCAAACGCACAGAUCUGAUGCACUGUCGGAGAUUCUCCAGUUCAACCAUCGACAGUUAUGUCUCUUGAAGGCACAAACAAAAAUCCCGGAUAACAUGUUCAGUCGUGUUUUGCGUUUUUUAUUUUUGAGUUCAGUUUUUCUAGUGACACUGCAGCACGCACGAAAGCGCACAAACGAACCCAGUUGCCAAUGCCCGCAAUAUUACUACAAGCUUCAUUUACUUCAUCGAAAUUGAUAUGACAUUUUAUUUGAUUGUGACUGGCU
This is a messenger RNA of Daphnia carinata, 2162 nucleotides long. Its product is annotated as blood vessel epicardial substance-like. Gene Ontology annotation, molecular function: cAMP binding. The transcript is spliced from 7 exons. Gene Ontology annotation, cellular component: sarcolemma. Lineage: Eukaryota; Metazoa; Arthropoda; Branchiopoda; Diplostraca; Daphniidae. The record is from RefSeq and is a predicted model, not a curated record. Bases 531 to 1880 code for a protein of 449 amino acids.